This is a messenger RNA of Polypterus senegalus (gray bichir), 2087 nucleotides long. RefSeq names its product zinc finger protein 260-like. The transcript has 3 exons. The record is from RefSeq and is a predicted model, not a curated record. NCBI's taxonomy places the organism in Eukaryota, Metazoa, Chordata, Cladistia, Polypteriformes, Polypteridae. Gene Ontology annotation, biological process: regulation of transcription by RNA polymerase II. Gene Ontology annotation, molecular function: DNA-binding transcription factor activity; RNA polymerase II cis-regulatory region sequence-specific DNA binding. The coding region runs from base 107 to 1498 and encodes 463 amino acids.
CGGCGAUCUGCAGCACGAGGUUGACGUGGUCUACUAACUCGUACAGCUUCACACUAACAGCACGGUUGAGCGUUUUAAAAGAUAGCCAGGAAGUCACUACCUCCAGAUGUCUAAUAUGGAGAAUAUAGCUCACCAGGGACCUCAAUAUGUGAAUUACAAAUGUGAAGAGGUCAUUUCAGAAGAAGUGUGUAAUGGCUGGCAGGAGACCAAUCCCACUCUGCACUGGGGCCUCCUUUUGAUGAAUGGCAUAGAAGUUGAUGAAGAGCACUGUAUAUGGAGGUCUGGACAUCUUGAACAGGAGAGUGUCUGUAUGAAGAAGGAGGAGGAUUGUGAUAGUGGACCGAUGGACCUUACAGUAGACCCUGCAGUAAUGUAUUACUUCAGUGAUGCACAGAAAAUCAAAACUGAAAACAGUGUGAAGGUAGAAGACCUCAGGGGCGAGUAUGACUUUCAGUGUUUCUCUCCAGAGGAAAAGGAUCCUGGAUUAGGUCUCACUCAGAGUGGAUACUGCUCCCUACAGCAUCAUUCUGUCCAUGUGAAGCCAGAAUCUGAUGGGAAGAGGACUGAUGAAGCAUCAGGUUCAAAUCCUUCAGGAGAAGAUUUACAAGACAAUGGAAGCUUCUUCUUAUCCUUAUUGGCUCAGACGUCACUUCCAUGCAGAUCCCAGCAGAAAAUGAACAAUGGAAAUAUGACGAAAGUGACAUCUGGAUUAGAGAGUGUGACACCAGCCUCUUUACAGGAGGAUCCUCUGCUGACUAUGAAACCAAUCACCAGUAAACCUCAAAUGCACUUUUCAAACUCUGCCACUGUCCCACCCAUGAAAAGUUUAAAAAGCACAUUUCAAUCCAGGGGUGGUAAUCUAACUCAAACACAACCAAAAGUGUAUCAGUGUUCUGAAUGUGACAAACAAUUCCCAGGAAUGGGCACACUUCAGAUCCAUACAAGAUUUCACACUUUAGUGAAGCCAUAUUGCUGUUCAGAAUGUGGAAAACGUUUUUUCUGGCUUAGCAGCCUUCAAAUCCACAGUCGAAUUCACACAGAAGAGAAGUCAUAUUGCUGUUCAGAAUGUGGAAAAAAAGUAUUUGCCUCCAGUACCCACCUUGAGAUUCACAGAAGAGUUCACACAGAAUUUUUUCCAUGUUGUUGUUGUGACUGUGGAAAGCUAUAUUCACAAAAGGGUGCUCUUCCGAUCCACACAACAGGUAAUUCUGCAGAGAAGCCAUAUUGCUGUUCAGAAUAUGGAAGAUUUAAAUGGUUUAAUAACCUUAAGGCUCACAAAAGAAUUCACAACGUAGAGAAGCCAUAUUGCUGUUCAGAAUGUGGAAGAAGAUUUACCCAAUUAAACAAUCUUGAGAACCACAAAAGAAUUCACAAUGUAGAGAAGCCAUAUGUUUGUCCUGAAUGUGACAAACGAUUCAUCAGUGCAACAAAUCUUCGCAUCCACAGAACAAUUCACACUAAAGAGACGCUACAUUAUUCUUCUGGACAUAGAAAAUGACACACCCUUCAUUACAACAGAAGAACUCACACGGGACAGAUGAACUACUAAUAAACUGCUGAUAAAGAGUACAUCUGUAAAAAUAACAGGAUCUUCGGGAGUUAAUUAAAAGUAUGCAAUAAAAGCCAAGCUCCUAAUUUUCUGUAAGCUUUUCUAAGACUGUUUGUAUCCAGACUUUGCUAUGUAUUUUAUUUUCUAUUAUGCUUUCUUCUAUUUGGUUCUGUUAUACAUUAAGAAAUGCCAUGUUGCUUUUACAUUGUAUAUACUUUGCUUUAAUCAGGAAUGAUUGAAAUAAUAAGUGGGUACCAAGCAUGGCGAAGAUUGUUACUUUCUUAUGCACAGAGGUCAUUAAGGCUUCAAUAAUUAGAACACCUUUGCUAAAAGUAAGACAUUCUUUGGUUGGUAAGUGGCACAUGACCAAAAGAGUUUCUGUGUGAUGCUGUUUGUUACUGCUGGUGAUAGUGAAUCCCUAUAUAAAGAAUCUUAUGCAGAAUAUUGUGGAGUGGCUUUUAUCUGGACAGGAUUGCUAUGCGUGUGUGUUUUUGUGUGUUAGAAAAGGACAUUCAGUCUUCAAGGGUAGGAGUAGAUG